GGAUUUCCAGUUGUGAAGUUCAAAGAACACCAAACGGCAAACGCAACGUAAGAAGAAGACUGUGAGAGUGGUGUUUUGUUGCAGACUUGACGUAAGCGUCUUUUAGCCUUUCUGGGGGAUAUAUGCUUUGUUGAGAUUUGAGAACACGAAAAAAUUCUGAAUACCUCCCGGCCCGGCCCCACACAUUGAAACUGCAACCACCUAAGCCCUUUUACCCUCUACGGUUAACAGUAUACAGCCUGAAAAUUUGUCUUUUUACGGGUAUAAACUCCAGAUUGCCUCUUGUAUUCUUCCUUCUUCAACCCCGGAAUCUCGGCAGAUAAUUAGGACGCCUCUUAAAUCAUGUGUUGGUGUUAAUGGGUUUCUUUGUAUGGUGUCAGGAAAUGUUUGUGUUUGGAUUUUCUUUCACUAGUGAUUUGUAUCUAAGUUGAUGAUUGGUAUAGACUAUGGAUUUGCCUUUCUGUUGAUGAGUAAAAUGAAAUGAUUUUUUGGGUGUUUCUGUAUUCUGAGCUGUUUUGUCAAAAAUGGGCUUUUUGAAGUGAAUACCUUUCUGGCUUUCUGGUUCUGAGGUAGAAAGAUUUCACUUUUUGUGAGAAAAAAGGGAGUUGCUUUAAUUUUGAACCAUUGUAGUAGGGAUUAGGGAAAGGAGUGGUUGUUUACUUGUUUUAGCCUUUUAGGGUUGAUUUGGAUGGUGGUUUGUUAGCAAGAAAUGGAAGGAAAUAUAUCAUCAGGGAACAUGAUUCCUGGUAGUUCUUAUGGGGGUCUUGAUUUACAAGGUUCAAUGAGGGUUCAUCAUCAUCAACAGCAUCCUGUUGGGCUUCACCCUCAUCCCAGACAGGGAUCAAUGGUUCACUCGCAGAUUCCCGAGGGCUUCCCCCUCUCAAUUGGUAGCCAGAAUAUCUCUUUGAGUGAUUAUGGCAAAGGCGAGGGAGGCAAAUCUGUGAGUGAUGACGAGGAGCCUAGCUUUACCGAGGACAAUGAUCCGAAUAGGGGGAAGAAGACGCCCAUGUGGCACCGUGUGAAGUGGACCGAUCAAAUGGUGAGGUUACUUAUCACCGCCGUUUCCUACAUUGGCGAGGAGGCCUCUGCAGAGCACGGUGGGAGGAGGAAAUGCGCGAAUAUACACAAAAAGGGGAAAUGGAAAUCGGUGUCAAAGGUCAUGGCCGAAAGGGGCCAUUUCGUUUCCCCUCAACAAUGUGAGGAUAAAUUCAACGAUCUCAACAAGAGGUACAAGAGACUAAACGAGAUCCUCGGGAGAGGCACCUCUUGCGAAGUCGUUGAGAACCCGUCUCUUCUAGAUAUGAUGGAACACAUACCCGAGAAAGCAAAGGAGGAAGUCAAAAAGAUUCUAAGCUCUAAGCACCUUCACUACGAAGAGAUGUGUUCUUACCACAAUGGUAACCGUUUACACCUCCCUCCCGACCCCGACUUGCAACGUUCAUUGCGCUUGGCUCUUCGAACCCGAGAUGACACCGAUGACAACGACACCGUGAGAAGGCCUCCCCACGAUGACAAUGACGACGAUGAUCUAGAUGCUGAGUUAGACGAGCACGAUGAGUACGAGGAGAAUCAUAAUUUUCCCUAUGGGAUUCAAACCGGCCCUGCAAAGAAACCGAAACCAAACGCUUGCUUUGGAAGUCUAGACUGUAACAAAUCUUUGAGUUUUCGGCCACAAAAUGCAAAUGCAGAAGCGAACCUAAUGUCACCCGAUGAGUUGAAAGACAGCAAUUUGCAGAAGCGUUGGAUGGAUCAACGGUCUCUUCAGCUCGAAGAGCAGAAGCUGCAUAUCCAAGCACAGAUGUUGGAAUUGGAGAAAGAGCGGUUUAAGUGGCAAAGGUUUAGCCAGAAGAAGAACUUCGAGUUGGAAAUGAUGAGGAUGGAGAACGAGAGGAUGAAACUCGAGAAUGAACGAAUGGCGUUAGAGUUGAAGCAGAAGGAAAUGCUUGCAGACAAUAAUAGUUAAGGUCGCCCAAUUUCCUUUGAUUUUCUGGACGGGAAAAAUAUUUAGGAUCGUAUGCUUUUUAGGACUGUAGUAGCCGCAAAAACUGUCGUUUUAGCUGCUUUGCUUGUAAUAUUAAUGACUAGAGCUUUUGUA
This is a messenger RNA of Ipomoea nil (Japanese morning glory), 2095 nucleotides long. RefSeq lists its product as uncharacterized. NCBI's taxonomy places the organism in Eukaryota, Viridiplantae, Streptophyta, Magnoliopsida, Solanales, Convolvulaceae. The transcript has 3 exons. The record is from RefSeq and is a predicted model, not a curated record. The coding region runs from base 710 to 1963 and encodes 417 amino acids.